Penicilliopsis zonata CBS 506.65 is the source of this 3633-nucleotide messenger RNA. RefSeq lists its product as hypothetical. The record is from RefSeq and is a predicted model, not a curated record. The transcript is spliced from 3 exons. The coding region runs from base 292 to 3255 and encodes 987 amino acids. NCBI's taxonomy places the organism in Eukaryota, Fungi, Ascomycota, Eurotiomycetes, Eurotiales, Aspergillaceae. Gene Ontology annotation, molecular function: microtubule binding.
CCGUCGCCGUCUUUCCUCUCCCCACCGCACCGCACUACGAAGAGACAGGCAUGUCGUUGGACUAAUGCUUCUUAUGAAAAGGGCUUUCUCAUUGCUCCUACUUAUUAAUUAUAAUCGAGUUAUCUGUGAUCUCUGAUCUGAUCCUUGUUGUGUGGUCUCGGAGAGGUCAAACCGCUCCCGACGCGUUCUCCAACCCAGCCACCCAUCAAAACACGUUUGCUAGACACUGCUGUGCUUAGCAACCACUGCUGAAUCUUUGUCUUACAGUCUCCAGGCACCGUUCUAUUCAGCAUGUCGCGCGAUCACUCUCGUCUACUUGAAGCCACCACGUCCAGUUUCAACUCUUUUGGGAAUACCACAGUGUCAGACUUUGACCCGGAAGGCGAGGCUAUCGCGUCAACCAGAAAGCUUGACGAUAGCUACAGACUACCCGAAUUCCAGACUAGUGUGAAAAGACAACUGCAGCAGCAGCAGCAGCAGCCAGUGGAAGAACCCGACUACGCGAUCGACACGUCGGCUCUCGAGCGCGCCUUUCCAAAUUUCUCUCCCGUACACACAUCCGAGGAGGAAGAGGAGGACGACCUUUCGAUCGAAGUGGGACGCGGUGCCAACAAACCGGCGCGUCGACUCGACGAUUCGCGGAAUUCGAUGAUGAGUUUCGAAAACAGCGUACGCUCCUCGUCUCCCGCCGUGAGACUGGACCAUAUCACUUCCAACACGCCGCUGAAAUCAGCGGUGCGUGGCACUACACGGCGAGCUGUAAGCGAGAACCUCAGAAAGGACGCGCAGCUUCGACGAGCGAACCUUGCGCAGAAAGAGGCGUUGGACCAGCAGUAUUCCAAGACUUCUCGCAAGGACCAGCGACGAACCCUCUCCGAGAUGCACGCUAGGGUUCGCGAUACCUACGACGGAUCAUUUAUUGCAGAUGAACGGCCUGCAGAGAUCCCCGUCAAUGCGCGUCCCACGCGUUUCACUCGGAAUGAUCUCUCUAACCAGAUUGCUGAUGCUGUCGAGAGAGCCUCCCAGGAAGCAUACGCGAAAGAAGUCCGUCAGGCAAAACUAGCCGCCAGUGGUCGCAGCCAGAACGGCAAUGGCACGUACACCUCGAACAUGCUCGCAGAUACCCUGACGCAUCAGUCAUUUCUCCUUCCCGACCUCCCCAACCUCUCGGAACUGGUCUCGGGUGUGUAUGAAGAUGGCACCCCUGUUUAUUCCCGCCAGAAAACUCGCCCUACCCGUUUUGUUUCGGCCAAUGCUGGCGAUACAACUUGGACCCGGGAUCACCUGCCUCUGGAUGCGGUCCCCAUCCCUGAAGACGAAAAGGCGCUGUUCGUCUCCUUGAGGCUUUUACAGGAUAAAGUUGCCGAGCUGGAGAUGGCCAAGGCCGAGGCUGAGAGGAAGAUCGAGGAGAUGCGCCAGGAAAAUGCAUCUUUGAAGACAGAUAGGUCACGCCAUAGAGACAAAAACGAACGAAUGAGACAUCAUGACGCAGGAGAAGACCGUCCUAGGAGAGACGGUAGUAGAAUUGAGAAUGAAAAUAAGAAGCUGGAGUCAUCAAAUUUGGCUUUGCAGAACAGAGUGGAUAUCCUCGAGCGCAAGUCCGAAGUACAGGAAGCCGCGCUGAAAAGGCUUACUCGAGAACGGGACAUGGCCGUUUCUCAACUCGGUAUUGCAUACCUCGAUUCCCAGGAGCUCAAAGAGGAGAAUGAGACUCUCAAACAAGAAAAUUUGGAACUUAAAGACCAACUUUCCAGAUUCCUCUCGCUUCCCAGGAAGAAGCGUGAAGAUACCAUGCGCUCGGAGCGGACUGCAGUCAGCAGUGACCCGGAUGCAGAGGAUAGCCAAUCGUAUACCCAACGCAGUGCGGAUAUGAGCCGAACAACAGGAGAUGUGACUUCAAAGAGUGCCCGUUCGCGCUCCAAGUCUAAGCAAGAUGAAUCUAGAGCGAAGAUCCUCAGCCAAGUGGACAAGGAGAUCUCUCGAUUGGAAAAAGAGCGCGCAGAGGAGGCCCUCUUCUCCAUUGACUUGCCUCGCGCAGCUCGUAUGUCUGCUCUGAAGGCAGAAGACACAGGUAGUCGUUCAAAGAAAGACACCGUUUCUAGAAAACAGUCCAGUUCUGGGAAACGGCGGACCAAGAGGGUCAUUGUUGAGGAGGUGGAUGCAACUUCUAGCGAACAGGACCUAACGCUCCUGAGCUUCGUGGAUGAACGUGAAAUCGCCCAGCUGCGAAAGACCCUCGAAGAAGAGAGACUUGCGAGGAAACAGCGCCAAACCGUUUCCCUUAAGGACCGUAUCACCAACGACACCCUCAAUACGACACGCCAAAGUAACUCGAAGGUCGCUGUGCCCCGAAAAUCAUCUCUGAAAGAGACUAAAUAUGUCCCCCCCCGACCUGCUUCGGUGGCAGGUGACUUGACCGCAAACACCAAGGCCAGCGCGAACGAAGAAGAUAACAGCCUGUCUGUGCCCAUAGAACGACCAAGGCGCCAUUCGGACCAUGCAGUUCUUUCAUCUCAGAAAAAGCGACGCCAAAACAUCAAUGAUAUGACUUCAGCGUUCAUUCUACCUGACAUCACCCUCCGGUUUGCGGACCUGGCGGUAGAAAAUCAGACCAAGCUUUCUGAAUCGGCGCAAAAAGCACUGGAUGCUGUCUCGAAACACGAUGGAAAGAACUGCACCGUUUGCAAGCGCUGUAUUCCCGACGAGGGUGAAUGUGACCAUAGCCAUGAGAUCGUGAAGGUCCCCAAGCCUGUGCCGGUUUCCGAUCGCAUGCCUGAACUCUCUGCCGACAACGAGGAGCAUACCAUGAGACCGUCUCAGCCACCAGCUGUCGCACUAGCGACUGUCAUCAAGGCGUUGGAAGAUGAACUUUCGCACUUGAAAAUGCAGCUUGCCGCUUACCAAGCCGCAUAUAACAAACUGGACGCUUCGCUCAACAAACGGAAGAGAAAGUCGUUGCAGGAGAAGCUGGAGAAGCUGCUAAAAGAGGUAGACAUGAAAUACGAUCAGAUCUACGCUCUUUACGACGUUCUUGAAGGCCAGAAGCAAGCUGGUCAUGAGAUGACCGAGCAAGAGAUGGAACUCACUCUUCAGUCCGUCGGAAUCGAUGUCUCAGCCGCCAAAAUAGCGGAUGUGACUGCCACGACGGAUAAGUCUUCCAAUAAAAAUCUAGACACUGAUUAUGAUGAGGAUGAAGACGAAGACCUGCCGUGGGAAGGAAUCGAGAGCACUGUUGAGAUCACUGGCCGCAUUUAGUUCAGCAAGCGAAACGCCUUACUUUCGUCUUUUCUUUCUGUAUUCUCUUUUGGCUUUCUGGUUUGCAGUCUUUGAUCUCGUUUCUACGGGUUAAUGCGAAGCUGCGGAGUUCGAAUCCUUAUCCUCUUCUCUUUCUCUCUCUUUCUCUUCUCUCGAACUAGCCAACAAACUUGGUUCUCGGCUUGGGUUCUAGACUGACCUCCUUCGGUUGAGGUGUAUGUCCCCAGACCUUGAGGAUCUGUUGUUGGAAUCUUGUGGGAUUUGGGUUGAUUAUCUCUGGCCACUGUAGUGUCUCCAGAUGAGGGUUCUCAAAUCUUGCUUUUGCCGUUUGGCAGUGUGUUGUACACUUGGUUUCUUACUGUUUUCGGAAGGCAUAUC